Messenger RNA from Urocitellus parryii (Arctic ground squirrel), 8415 nucleotides. RefSeq names its product protein kinase C alpha (gene Prkca). Lineage: Eukaryota; Metazoa; Chordata; Mammalia; Rodentia; Sciuridae. The record is from RefSeq and is a predicted model, not a curated record. Gene Ontology annotation, biological process: protein phosphorylation. Gene Ontology annotation, molecular function: ATP binding; zinc ion binding; diacylglycerol-dependent serine/threonine kinase activity.
CGCCCCCGCCCACCCCGGCCCUCCCGGGCUGCUGCUCCCCGGCGGAGGCAAGAGGUGGUUGGGGGGGACCAUGGCUGACGUUUUCCCGGCCAACGACUCCACGGCGUCUCAGGACGUGGCCAACCGCUUCGCCCGCAAAGGGGCGCUGAGACAGAAGAACGUGCACGAAGUGAAGGACCACAAAUUCAUCGCCCGCUUCUUCAAGCAGCCCACCUUCUGCAGCCACUGCACCGACUUCAUCUGGGGGUUUGGGAAACAAGGCUUCCAGUGCCAAGUUUGCUGUUUUGUGGUACACAAGAGGUGCCAUGAGUUUGUUACUUUUUCAUGCCCGGGUGCAGACAAGGGACCCGACACUGAUGACCCCAGGAGCAAGCACAAGUUUAAAAUCCACACUUAUGGGAGCCCUACCUUCUGUGAUCACUGUGGGUCGCUGCUGUAUGGACUCAUCCACCAAGGGAUGAAAUGUGACACCUGCGACAUGAAUGUUCACAAGCAGUGUGUGAUCAACGUCCCCAGCCUCUGCGGGAUGGAUCACACAGAGAAGAGGGGGCGGAUUUACCUGAAGGCAGAGGUCACCGAUGAAAAGCUCCAUGUCACAGUACGAGAUGCAAAAAAUCUAAUCCCUAUGGAUCCCAAUGGGCUCUCUGAUCCUUAYGUGAAGCUGAAACUUAUUCCUGACCCUAAGAAUGAAAGCAAACAGAAAACCAAAACCAUCCGCUCCACGCUGAACCCCCAGUGGAAUGAAUCCUUCACGUUCAAACUAAAACCUUCAGACAAAGAUCGACGACUGUCCGUAGAAAUCUGGGACUGGGAUCGAACAACAAGGAAUGACUUCAUGGGAUCCCUUUCCUUUGGAGUCUCGGAGCUCAUGAAGAUGCCAGCCAGCGGAUGGUACAAGUUGCUUAACCAAGAAGAAGGUGAGUACUACAACGUGCCCAUUCCAGAAGGGGACGAAGAAGGAAACGUGGAGCUCAGGCAGAAAUUCGAGAAAGCCAAGCUUGGCCCUGCAGGUAACAAAGUGAUCAGUCCUUCUGAAGACAGAAAACAACCUUCCAACAACCUCGACAGAGUGAAGCUCACCGACUUCAAUUUCCUCAUGGUGCUGGGGAAGGGGAGUUUUGGGAAGGUGAUGCUUGCUGACAGGAAGGGAACAGAAGAACUGUAUGCCAUCAAAAUCCUGAAGAAGGAUGUGGUGAUUCAGGACGACGACGUGGAGUGCACCAUGGUGGAGAAGCGGGUCCUGGCCCUGCUUGACAAGCCCCCAUUCCUGACGCAGCUGCACUCCUGCUUCCAGACGGUGGAUCGGCUGUACUUUGUCAUGGAGUACGUCAAUGGCGGGGACCUCAUGUACCACAUUCAGCAAGUAGGAAAAUUUAAGGAGCCACAAGCAGUAUUCUAUGCAGCAGAGAUUUCCAUUGGAUUGUUCUUUCUUCAUAAAAGAGGCAUCAUUUAUAGGGACCUGAAGUUAGACAAUGUCAUGCUGGAUUCCGAAGGACAUAUCAAAAUCGCUGACUUUGGGAUGUGCAAAGAACACAUGAUGGAUGGAGUCACGACCAGGACCUUCUGUGGGACUCCAGAUUACAUCGCCCCGGAGAUAAUCGCUUACCAGCCGUAUGGGAAGUCCGUGGACUGGUGGGCCUAUGGCGUGCUGCUGUAUGAAAUGCUGGCUGGCCAGCCUCCAUUUGAUGGUGAGGAUGAAGAUGAGCUGUUCCAGUCGAUCAUGGAGCACAACGUCUCYUAUCCCAAGUCCUUGUCCAAAGAGGCCGUCUCUAUCUGCAAAGGGCUGAUGACCAAGCACCCAGCCAAGCGGCUGGGCUGUGGGCCCGAGGGGGAGAGGGACGUGAGAGAGCACGCCUUCUUCCGCAGGAUCGACUGGGAAAAGCUGGAGAACAGGGAGAUCCAGCCACCCUUCAAGCCCAAAGUGACUUUCUGUACCAAAAUGCACUGGCUUCAGUGGGCAUCCAGGCCUUCGUGUGGCAAAGGAGCAGAAAACUUUGACAAGUUCUUCACAMGAGGGCAACCCGUCUUAACACCGCCAGAUCAGCUGGUCAUCGCGAACAUAGACCAGUCUGAUUUUGAAGGGUUCUCAUACAUCAAUCCCCAGUUUGUGCACCCAAUCUUGCAAAGUGCGGUAUGAAACUCACCAAUGACAGCAAAUGCCUCCCCAGCCCUCAGCCCUCCCAGCAAUGGGGAACAAUUCUCAACCCUAAAAUUUUAAGGCCAUGGCCUUGUGUCUUAUUCCACACAGAGGCCUGAAAAUUGUAGGGUCAUUAGUCCACAUGGGGUCAACUUUUCAGGGUCUCUCUACAACCAAGAAAAUUAUCUUAGUAAAAGAUGACAUAAUGUACAGUAUCCAGUUUAAUUAUGUAGAUGUCACAUCAGGGUGUAGGUUAACCCUUCCUAGAAAGCAAACAGACUCUUGMCCCUUUUUUUUGGUACGACUUGAUAUGUUCUCCAUACCCUCCAUCUGUGGAUUUUCACCAUCAGGAUCCCUCAACCAGAGAUAUUCAAGUGAACUACCCAGCCCAAUGUGUUGAAAGCAUCUUUUCCUACGAUGUCUUUGGAAUGAAAGGAUAGGGAGCCCAGAGGGUGAACAAAGAGGGAUCGGGGGCGGUAGAAGCUUCAAGAUACCCACCACUUUUAUUCUCUGCCUUGAUGGAAACAGUCCCUAGAAUCUGAGAGGCCAGGAUGAACCUUAUCAUUGUUCCCAAACAUCAUGACCCAAUUAUGGUCCAGCUGUUUAAAAAAGAAAGACAACUUCAGAUGAGUGUUGGGUGAAUCUAUCAUCCAUUACCCAGUUGGUUGAUAACUGUCUUGAUACUUGCAUUCUUCUUAAGAGGCCAAAUCAUCUAAGGACUUUGCUAAACAAGCAUGUKAAAUCAUGUCAGAUCAAGGAUAAACCAGUGUGUAUGUAUGCUCAUUUUAAUCUCUGGGAGAUUGUUCUUCAAUCCAGGGUGCCAUCAAUAACCAUGCCACUACUCAUGAGUGUUGUUAGCCAACCCCCUCCACCAAUAUUUUGCUACCUAUGUUGUCACCCUUCCUAAGAAGCUGAAGGUUAUGCCCUUUUGUACUUAUUUAUUUAAUAGGCUGCUGUGUCAUUUAAGAAAGUACGAUGUAUAGUAACUUAAUCAAGUCUUGAUUCUAGAAUCAAUCCCUACUUGUUGGUUUUCCUGCCUUCUCUAGCCCUAGACAUUCACUUAGAGAUGAAAACCAAUAUGGUUUGGGUUCCCAUUUCCUAUUGAACGACACACCUGGAGCUAUAGAAUCAGGAUGCCUGGAUGCUUAUCAGCUCAAAGAUGUUUUCUUGCUAGAAGGUUUUUAGUAUGUUUUGCAAAUGCAUCAUGCAAUGGAUUUGCAUGUUUAUAAUAAACCUUAAUAACAAGUGAAUUAUAUUAUUGAUAUAAUCUUAUCAACUAUAAARAGUAUUAUAAUAAUUUUAUAAGACACAAUUGUGCUAUAUUUGCGAAGGGUCAUGUUUCUAAUCUGCUAAUUUUAUGAUUAAGUUUUAGCUGAAUUCUUUGAUGCUGUGCUUCCUCUCCCCUCCCACCCCUGCACAUUGGCACUGUAUCAGAUAUAUUAAUUUUUUAAUAUAGAUCUAAUUUCAAAAAUGAAUGGCUAACUUUACAUGUUUAAUUAGGCUUUUACUAUGUAUGUGUAUAUAUUUAUAUAUAUAUAUAUAUAUGUAUAUUUGAUUCUACCUGCAAACCAAAGUUUCGUUUGUGGGAUUAUUUUUGAGAUGAGACUCUGUCUUAGCUUCCUAAUGUCAUCUUCUGUUCAGGUACUCCCACCACUCUUCCUCUUGGGGAUAGCACAAAAUGUUUGAAUCCAGGAUGUCUAGUAUGUUUGUGUACAUGUGGCAUUAUGGCAUUGUCACAGUACCUGGACUGACUCUGUGUGUGUGUGUGUGUGUGUGUGUGUGUGUGUGUCUGUGUGUGUGUGUGUGUAUAUACGUGUGUGUGUGUGGUUUUUCCUCUCAGCCUGUGAUUGUUGGAGACUCUGGGCUGGAGGGAGAGGAGGCCCCCUUCUUGCUGCAUAUCUGGCCACAGCAAAGCUGCUCCCCUCAUUUGCUGCCCCACUGUUUGCUUCAGCACAUAUAAAACUUCAUGAGACAAACCAGGUGUCAGCCGCUGAGCACAGCCAUCCCCUGAAGCUACCACCAGACACUUUUCAUAGGCUGCACAUUUUCUUCCAGCUGUUGCUAGAAUUGGCCAUUCAGAUCUUGUGCACCUCUCUGGCAUGACACUCUCCUCAUGCAAGGUCCUCAGGAAAGCCAGCCAGUCAAAUGGAAGUAGGUAUUGGUCCUUAUAGGAAACUGCUGUAUUUCCUCUCUGAAGCAUUUCUCAGCUGAGCUCCCUCAUUUUUACUCUYUGGAUGUUCACACAACAUAUAACCCCUGAGGGUCUUUGAGGUGAGAGGCCUGAGCUCUGUUAGAAACCCUGAUUAGAGGGAGAGAUGAAGUAGGGAGUGGGCUAGACCAUAAAAUAGCAGUUUCUUUUGCCAUCUUUUAUUAAUUCCAGACUUCAAAACUCAGAAGGGUCCUAGCUCACUGAUCCCUGAAGUCCUGCUCGUCAGGGCAUAUUUUGGGACAUGUCCUCAUCAAGGUACCACACUUGGUCAAAUGGAAAAGGAACUGGUUCAUAGAAAGCCUAGGAGAAGACAGGUACAGUGUAAUCCCGGUGACUUAGAAGACUGAGGCAGAAGGAUCACAAUUUUGAGGUCAACCUAAGAAACUUAGCAAGACCCCAUCUCAAAAAGAGCUGGGGAUGUAGCUCAGUGGUAGAGCACCCAUGGGUCCAAUACCCAGUACCAAAAGUUGUGGGGGGGCCUAGGAGACAAAAGGGCUGGUCUCCCCUGCCCCAGGUGGAACAGGAACAGGGUUGGUCCCCACACAAGACAUGGAAAGGAGCACUGCGGUCAUAGACCAUCAACCCAGUGUGCCAAUCUGCCUGCUUAUUGUAAGAAAGCAGAAAGCUAGGGCUCUCCCUCAUGUGAUUCUAGCAAUUCCUACUUCUCUAGGAAACAUAUUCAAACUCUUGGUGGCCUCUGUCCUUAAGGAAUGUGUGACCAUUUUCAAAGAGAGAACCCUAAGCAUGGUCCAGCAUGUUGCCUAAGGGACAGCAGACUGGACCUGGGGGCAGAAAAUGGUAAAAAUUAGGGCUGAAGCAGAAUUCAUGGUGUGGCCUGUUUUGUGUGUGSUGAACCUAGAUAAAGGCCAAUGCUUUCAAGAUCUGAGCAGUCCAGGACAGUGAUUGCUGAAAGACUAACUCAUGUGGAUAGCUACUAAUAACUGUUGGGGACUCUAGGAAGAACCUGCCCCUGAGCACUUGCUGGCCUAUAGAGAAGAAUCUAGCACAAAUGAUGUCUCUGCAGGAUCGUCAUGCUGAGACCCCAAAAGGCCAUUCAGAUCGCUUUKCUUUCUCUUCCCUUGGAAGGUGGCCGCUGCUCAGUGGCAGAACUUUCCUGCAGCUGCAGGCCAGUGGGCUGGCUGCCCUGCUUUUGGCACCAUGUCAGAACUUACCCAGUGCUUGGUUUGAGUGGAAGGAGCUGGACUAUGCUGCCAGGUGCAGCCCUCGGAGGUCAAUGGGAGGCCCACCUCCAGGCAGGAACUAAUUCAAAAGGUAGAUGGGAAACCCAGAAACCCAAACGAUUGUACCCCACCCCACUGCCUCCUUCUUGGUCCCUGUGGCCUCGUUUGAGCUAUGCAGACUCACCGUCUGCCUUGGCUUCAUGGGAUGCAUUAGGCUUUUCUAUGAGGAUUUGUGGUAGAAAAGCAGGUGGUGGAGAGCUCUCUGGAAGCCUGGCCUGAGAUGGUUGGUUGAAAGAUUAUCRUAGACAGAGACUGACACAACCUGGCCAAGGAUGGUCAGUCACCUCAGAGCUAGAGUUCUUAGCCAAGUACGGUGACUUGCCAGAGUGAGGGUGCUGACCCUGAGAAAGUCACCCACUGACGUGGCCUGGAGAGAACAGAGGGGUUGCUGGAGGCCGGAGUCGGCCAGGGGUUGGGAGAGAGCAGGGUUUGAGGGCCUCGGGGAGGAGGUGUGCUGUUAGAGCAGAGGAGCUGCUGCAGAGGCGUCGGUUCAGAUGGGAGUCUAUCUGCUGCUCUCUGAGAGUGUGUUCUUUGCCAGGGACCCAUUUCGUUCCUUCUCAGAAAACAGCUCCUGAAUGCCCARGACAUCCUCACCAGCCACAAGAGGCCCCUUUCCGCUCGACCUUGGGCCACGCCAACCCUGGCAGCCAGCAGAUUCCCUCCUUCUCCCUCUGUGRCUUCCUACUGAGCCUCAUGGCAGCUGAGGCAGCUGACAGCACAGUUGCCACCUGCUUCCACUUAGCAGGGGAAACAGGAGGCUUCCUAUUUUUUUUGGAGGGGAGGUGUUUUCUCAGUGCUAAAGUGGGGGGAAGUGAGAGUCUUGUGUUUUUGAAACCUCAGGAAGGCAACACCAUCUGACAGUCAUUUUCUCACUUUGCCCUCGUGAAGUUGUCUUUCCCUGGUAUGUGCACAUCACACCGUCUCAGCUCCUUCAUCACCUCCAAGAGCAGGGCACUGCUGCCCCUGGGCACGCCAGCCAUGCUCCUGAAAUGGAUGGUGAGCCAGGGGCCAGGAAGGACGAUGACCAGGAGAGUUGGUGACAGCCAUGGCAGUGAUGAGGGAGGAGAAGGGCACCCUGGUCAUUAGUGGCUAUGCACAAAUCCGACAAGGAGAGUCAGAAAGAUUUUUCUUUUUUAAAUCAUUUUCCUCAAGCCACUUGGGCCAGAGUUUAUGAAAUACACAGGACAGUCCCCAUUCCCAUCGUGUCCCCUUGGGGCCAAUACAGAAAAUCUAGGGGAUGCUGUGUAUUUCUGCUGUAGGAAAAAUAUAGGAAAUUGGAAAAGGUUCCCUGAAUUGUACGUGAAUGAGGCARUCAUCUGGAAACGGAGCCAACUCCAAACCUCUUGAUUCUAUGAUGUCAGRGUUAUUGGGGAGGGACGGAAUUGUGCUGGACUCUGUCCCUUAUGCCUGCCAUUGGUGUGAUCAGGUGUCAUUUAAGAACUGGAAGUUGCUCACAGUCAUCAACAGCCUUACAAUGACCCUACACUAAAGCCCACAAUUUYCAAAGACUUUUUUUAACCUGAAGGAAGAAAUGAAUUUGUUAAUUCCAACAGGGAUAACUGAAUAUACUGGGCUCUUUGUACUUUUUUAUAAUGAAUUUUAAUAACUCAACUCUUCUUUUAAAAUGAGUUUUUAAAAUAAAGCUACUAACAAUUUCAAAAAAAAAUUCAAGUUGGAGUCUGUAGGAAGACUCAACCCAGGUCAGAUAGAGCACCCCUGACCUGCAUUCCCACUGUAGGAUUUUCCCAUGCUGGUGGGUAUGAAGUCUGCAAGUUCAGGUGGAACUUGUUGGCAGGCUGAGGCUGUUCUUAAUCGAUACUGGGUUUAGAUAUUUUUGAACUGUAGGAAAGAUGUCUUAUUGACCGMAUCCAGAUGCAGCCCUGGGAUAUCAUUCCUGGGGUCUCUGGGACCCCUUUGCUUGCUCUUUGAGGCUCAGUGACUACAUUUUAGCAGGAGCAGGGGGACACUUUCUCAGCUCUAUUCCCAGUCCCCUCUGGUCCCCGGUCUCUUGUGUUUGGUGAAAACUCAGAGAUUCCCUGCAAAGGUUUGCCCAUUGGGCAAUUCAGAAAAACUUUUAUAUCACAAGGAAUAAGAGGCAGCAGCAAAUGUGCCCACUGGCCUAUUUUCACAUUUAUUGCAUCUGUGAAUAGGCAGAACCCCACUUUUCACAAAAUAGGUAUCCAGUCCACUUUAUAAGAAUCUCUUUUUCUAAAAUGAGACAAAAGGUGGCUUUGCAUUUUCUGAUUAAACAACCAUGUCUUUGCUUAACUUUAGGAAUAUCAAUGCCUGUGAUUGUAGCUUCUUAUUGAUUUUCUUUCUGGAAGAAUGUGAUUCUCUUCUUGAGGGGUUUUAUUGGACUAAUCAAAACUGUACAUGAAGGCAGUUACUAUUUUGAGGCUAAAGGUUUUCUAAAAAAAAAAAUAACCUCAUAUUCUUACUAUUAGAGUCUUUCAGAAUCUUUUAUAGAUGAUCARAAACAUUUGAAAUUGCUUUUCCUACAUGAUUGGUGUGCGUGUGUGCGUGUGUGAAGGCCAUGCCCUGUKUAAAUCAUUAAUUGAAAAAAACAUCGUCUGAGACCCCAAAUUUGUAGGGAGGAAGAAAUGGAGGUUGAGGGUUUUCCUUCUGCGUUAAGCACCUUCUGACAGAAUACAGAGGCCGUUCGGCUGUCGACUAGCGUUUGGUUCUACCGCAGGUGAAGUGGAUGUAUAAAUUAUUGCAUUGCUCUCCUCGACUCGUAUAACCUCUAAUCUUUGUUUGCAUGACAUGCUUUGUUAGAUACAUUAAUUGUAGUUUGGAAGCAAGUGUGUAUGAAUAAAGGUAAUGAUCAC